Messenger RNA from Coniophora puteana RWD-64-598 SS2, 1606 nucleotides. RefSeq lists its product as uncharacterized. Bases 1 to 1419 code for a protein of 472 amino acids. The record is from RefSeq and is a predicted model, not a curated record. Lineage: Eukaryota; Fungi; Basidiomycota; Agaricomycetes; Boletales; Coniophoraceae. The transcript is spliced from 6 exons.
AUGUCUUCAACAGGUCUGGGCCGCCUAUCGUCCACUUUCGCGUACUACACGCCGAGCCCAAAGUAUGCUACCCUCGAGCUGCGUCCAUGGCUGCCUCUCGAAGCCCACCCUUCCCAGCUCAUCUAUCCGCCUCUUCCACGUGCUGUGCUCUCGCGAUCACCCAGCUUCAAUGAGAACUACACCGUCACCACGCACGUCUUCCCUGCUGCCUAUCCACGCUCUACUCCCUAUGUCUACCCCUUUGUAUUGCCCAGUGAAUCCGCGAGCAAAACUAAGCGGAAGGCUGCUAUCAAUGCGACGGCAAAGCAAAUCGUUGAGAUACGAGAGGCGGAUGAAGCUGGCGAGUUGCGGGGCGAGAGGGACAGGAGGACGUACUGGUGCACUGUGAAUCGGUAUGCCCGUAAGAACGCCCAAGAAAGAAGUGGCAGGCCAAGCGCGACGCUUGUCUUUGCUCCCCCAGCUGUAUUUCCGAAGGAGAUCUGGGAGACGACUCUCCACAACCUGCUCGAUAAGCCUCAUCCUUUAAUCGAGAUAGACGAAGUCUGGUCCUGGGAACCAAUCCAACAUGGCGACUCGGCACUCUUGAACGCAGGUAUACUUGGCGGCACGUAUGGCCUUGUUGAUCAUGCACGCGAUCUUGCCCAGCUCCUCUUACACUUCAUUCCCGACUUCACCAGAGACGACUGCGUUCCUACGCAUCUACAACGGGUCUCACAGACUGUGAGCGAUGCUCGGAUCAGACAUGGCUUCGCUUUAGAUCACGGAACAGGCGUAUUUAUAGGUAUUGGGCACUCGUACGGUGGAUGCGCCAUGACUAAAGUUGCGCUUGAAUUCCCCGCUCUCUUCUCUGGCCUUCUGCUGAUAGACCCUGCUAUAAAUCAACCCGGAACGUACGACCUCGGCUUUCGGUUUUCAACUGUUGCUGGCGCUCUUGUUCGACGCAACCAAUGGAAAUCUAGAGAUGAAGCCAGGAGCGUUGUCAUGAAAAGCUUCCCUAGGUGGCAUGCUUCCAUCGUGUCGACGUACAUUACCUACGCUCUCAUCGACACAGACGGUGCAGGGUUGGAAGGAGCGGAGAAUCAAAAAGUCGGCCUCAAGACGUCUCCAUAUCAAGAGGCACUCCUAUAUGCGAACACUCGCAUCCUGUACGAAGUGUGGCAGGAGCUUCCAUCCCUACCGGAGCGCAUCGCGCUGAGGUUCUUGAGACCCGAGCUGCACGAGGCCAGCGGAGUACCGAGCGUGGUACCAGAGGAGAAGGCAUUCCCUGAGCGUGCGUGGCGUCGCCCUGCAAAUGCAUCAAAUACCAUCAUCAAGGGCGCAGAGCAUCUCGUACGUUCAGUUGUGCUGCUCCAUCACUUCACUGUCCUUUCUGCUGACUGCCAAUGCACGCUGCAUACAAGUUACACACGAGGCGUCUGAGCAAGUUGCACAGGAGAUAGAACUUUUUGUGCUGCACGUUGCUAGCACGGCUCAGGGAGUGGCUGGUAAAGCUCGGUCAUAGAUGCGCGGGUAUUCGUCUAUGUGCAUGAUUAUUAUCUAACGUUGAUCGUAUGUAGUAUUUAGCUAGUUGAAGCGUGUCUAGUUAGUCAUGUUUAUCACCUUUCCC